Messenger RNA from Sander lucioperca (pikeperch), 3682 nucleotides. RefSeq names its product regulating synaptic membrane exocytosis protein 2-like. Gene Ontology annotation, molecular function: transmembrane transporter binding; small GTPase binding. Gene Ontology annotation, biological process: calcium ion-regulated exocytosis of neurotransmitter; regulation of synaptic plasticity; positive regulation of synaptic transmission. The transcript has 33 exons. The record is from RefSeq and is a predicted model, not a curated record. NCBI's taxonomy places the organism in Eukaryota, Metazoa, Chordata, Actinopteri, Perciformes, Percidae. Bases 29 to 3334 code for a protein of 1101 amino acids. Gene Ontology annotation, cellular component: cytoskeleton of presynaptic active zone; presynaptic membrane.
UGUUCAUGUGUACAGACAGACGUGAGACAUGGACAGCCAAUGGCGGGAUCACGGCUCCUGGCCCGGCGAGUCUGCGCCGAUGUCAUUGCAGCCGGCGUCAUGGCAACCGUCUAAGGAUGGAGAGCGUCUGGUUGGUCGGAUCGUGCUGAAUAAGCGGAUGAAGGACGGCACGGUUCCUGCUGACAGCGGAGCGCUGCUCGGACUCAAGGUGGUCGGCGGGAAGAUGACGGAGUCAGGCCGUCUCUGUGCCUUCAUCACUAAGGUGAAGAAAGGAAGUCUGGCUGACACGGUGGGACACCUGAGACCAGGGGACCAGGUUCUGGAGUGGAACGGCCGGGUUCUCCAGGGAGCCUCCUUUAACGAAGUCUACAACAUCAUCCUGGACUCCAAAGCUGAGCCGCAGGUGGAGCUCCUGGUCUGCAGACCGCUCGGAGAAGUUUCCAGAAGCGCAGACAUCUUGCAGCUGGACUCCAGUUCGUUCGACUGUCAGAAAGUCUCUCCGUCUCCCAUCAGCCCCGGCGUUCUGUCCGGGCCAGUGUCCGUGGCUAACAGGCGCCCGCUGGUUCCUCGGAUCCAGGUGAAGCUGUGGUACGAUAAAGUAGGUCAACAGCUGAUCGUCACCGUUCUCGGAGCCAAAGAACUUCCGGUCCGAGACGACGGGCGCCCCAGAAACCCCUACGUUAACAUCUACCUGCUGCCAGACAGAAGCGAUAAGAGUAAGCGGCGAACGAAGACAGUGAAGAAGUCGGUGGAGCCGCGGUGGAACCAGACCUUCAUGUACUCUCCGGUCCCUCAGAGGGAGUUCAGAGACUGGAUGCUGGAGCUGACGGUCUGGGACCAGGCCCGGGUUCGGGAGGAGGAGAACCAGUUCCUGGGAGAGGUGCUGGUAGAGAUGGAGUCGGCUCUGUUGGACGAUCAGCCUCACUGGUACAAACUGCAGCUGCACGACGUUUCCUCGCUGCCCAGCGCCCCCUACCUGCAGAGGAGAGGACAGCAGUACAACAAAGGCCCUUACUAUAACUCAGAUUACGACUGUGAAGAUGGCAUCGGGGUGAUAUCAGACUUCAGGCGGGACUUCCACAGCUCCACCCUAUCGGUGCCGGAGCAGGUCAUGUCGUCCAAUCCCAGCGCUCGAUCCGACCUGGUCAGGAUGAGGUCACGGUCGCCGAGCCAGCCGUCUGCUCCCAGCGGUAACCCUCUGUAUCCGUUGUACCGUGAGGACGCCGUGCGGUUGCUGCGAGGAACCAAACUGAGCCGAGCGUAUUCAGACGCCGGCCAGUACAGCAGCCUCAACAACAGGAGAUCUCUGAGGAGAAUGUCUGUCGCCAACUCUCUCGAUUCACACGACAGGUACUAUAAUGGUUCUAACCAAACUUCCUGGACGAGCCACAUGAUGAACGGGAGCAGUGAGGACUACAGUCAGGACUUCAUUCCUGACUUCCCGUAUGAACCCGAGGCCUUCGACGAGGACCUGCUCAGGGCGAACCCUCAAGGCGUAUCGACCCCGAUGAGUCCGACGGGAACGCCGGGCUCUAGCCGCCGAGGACGCCAGCUGCCCAUCAUCCCGCCCAAAGGAACUCCAGAUAAAAUUUUGGCCACGCCUGCCACAGGAGCACCAAUUGCAACUGUAGCUCCUCCCACUCCACAUCAACAGGCCCCUCCCCCUGUCAACAAACAAGCCCCUCCUCCCCCUGCCAAUCCUAUACCACCUCCGCGUAUACGAAUCCAAGCCCCGCCUCCUCCUGGGCCCACCAACCCCCAACCACCCCCUGCACUUACUCCUGCUCUGGGACAAGUCCAAACCCCAGCUCCAGUACCAGCCCCUCCUCCGGUACAAGCCCCGCCCCCAGCUCCGGUACCAGUCCCGUCCCCAGCCCCUACUCCGGUACAAGCCCCGCCCCCAAUUCCUGCUCCGGUACAAGUACAAGCUCCGCCCCCAGCUGCUGUUGCAACUCCUGAACCAACUGUACCCUCUGCUCCAGCUCCUACACCUUCUCAAGCCGCUGCUCCUCCUGUAGUCCAAUCAGCUUCUGAAGCUUCUGUUCCCCCAACACCGGCACCAACACCGGCCCCUACACCGGCACCAACACCGGCCCCUAAACCGGCACCAACACCGGCCCCUGCACCGGCGCCAACACCAUCCCCUGCAGCACAAACUCCAGAGCAAGACAGACGCCCGUUGACUCCUGGAGGAUCCAGAAAAGAGGUCACAUGGGAGGACCAGCUGAAAACAGCCGAUGGUGUGAUGAAGGAGCCGUCCAAGAUGAGGGACAGUCUGUCCUUUAAAUCUACAGACAGUGAUGUCAGCGAUGUGUCUGUCCUCAGGAUCAGCGGAGCUGAGGCUCCGGAGGGCCAAUCCGAGGAGUUGGGGGCAGGGUCAGAUGGAACACAGGAAGCUGCGGGGGCGGCCGGGGGCGGAGCCACGCUGCUGGUGAGCGAAUCAGAGGCGGAGGAGUCUGAACCGGAGACGGAGACGGUCACUGCAAAGCCGCCGCCCGGCACACCAGCCGCCAAGCCGCCCGGCGAGAUCUGUUCUCUGAACAGAAACAACGACGAUGACGACGACGACAAGAAGAAACGCUCGGGCAUCGGAGCCAAGAUGAUGGGGAUGGUCGGGCUGGGGAAGAAGAACCAGAACACACAGAUCAACCCAGAGGAGGAAGAGAAGAAGAAGAAGGUGAUCCGACUUCCUGUCCAGAGGAGCGUAGAGACCGGAUUGGCCAUCGACUUUAAAGCUCGUUUCACCCGCCAGCCGAGCCGGGACCCCGACGCAGAGGACCCCAAACCUGGAGCGCUGAUAUUUCCGCCAGUGAAGCUGACGUCAGAUAAACAGUUCACCGGCUUCCUGGACGGAUUAGGCCCCGCCCAAUUGGCUGGCCGCCAGACUCUGGCCACGCCCGCAUUGGGUGAUAUCCAGAUUGGGAUGGUGUACAGGAAGGAGCGUCUGGACGUGGAGGUGAUCCGAGCCCGCGGGCUUGUGGGUAAACAAGGAAACAAGAACACUCCAGCUCCCUAUGUGAAGGUGUAUCUGAUGGAUAAUGGGAAGUGUGUGUUGAAGAGAAGAACUCGCCUGGCGAGGAAAUCUCCCGACCCGCUCUACCAACAACAGCUGCAGUUUGAAGAACACCCGGAAGGAAAAGUAGUGCAGAUCAUCGUGUGGGGUGACUAUGGGCGGAUGGAUCAUAAAUCCUUCAUGGGAGCCGCUCAGAUCCUAUUGGACGAUCUGGACCUGUCCAACAUGGUGAUUGGCUGGUUUAAACUGUUUCCUGCCACUUCAUUGGUGGACGCUGCCUUGGCCCCGCUGACCAAUAAGGAGACAGAGGGAAAGGUGUAGCGUCAGGAGGAGGGACAAACAGAAGCAACGGGAUGAUGGGAGGAUAGCAUAGUGGAACUACAACUCCAAACACACAGUGGAACUACAACUCCAAACACACAGUGGAACUACAACUCCCAGCUAACAGUGGAACUACAACUCCAAACACACAGUGAACUACAACCCCCAGCUAACAGUGGAACUACAACCAGAUACACAAUGGAACUACAACUCCCAGCAAGCAGUGGAACUACAACUCCCAGCAAGCAGUGGAACUACAACUCCAAACACACAGUGGAACUACAACUCCAAACACACAGUGGAACUACAACUCCAAACAAACAGUGGAACUACAACUCCCAGCGAACA